Molecule: messenger RNA, 777 nt
Organism: Setaria italica (foxtail millet)
Lineage: Eukaryota; Viridiplantae; Streptophyta; Magnoliopsida; Poales; Poaceae
Product: EPIDERMAL PATTERNING FACTOR-like protein 2
Exons: 2
Coding region: 208-603 (131 amino acids)
Biological process (GO): stomatal complex development; guard cell differentiation
Source: RefSeq, a predicted model, not a curated record
AUUGCACUGCAGUUGCAGCACUCACCCCCCCUGCUCUCUCUCUCUCUCUCUCUCUCUCUCUCUCUCUCUCUCUCUCUCUCUCUGUGAGCUGGCCAGCAUUCAUCGUCCCUUGCUUGUUCAUCUUCUCCUCUCCUCCUCGCCAGCCAGCCGGCCGGCUAGCCAUUUUCUUGCUUGCCGGCUUUUCUUGAUCCGACGAUCUUCCACCGAAUGGGCCACCGUAUCUUCCUCCGCUCGCUGGCGCUUCUCCUGAUCAUCAGAGCCGCGCAUGCCACAGGCCAUGGCGUCCAAGCUGCUGCCGUCACCCUGCAGGGCAUGGGUGGUGGCGUGGGGAGCAAUAGCAUGAUGAGGACCAUGGUCGGGUCGAGGCCGCCGAUCUGCGCGGGGAUGUGCUGGUGGUGCGGGGGCCGCCGCUGCGUGGCCGUCCAGGUGCCCAUCACGCCGCAGCAGGACAACAAGAAGAUCCCCUAUCAUCGUGCCCAUGGUGGUAGAGGAGGAGUAUCGUCUUCGUCGGCGCUGAUGCAGAAGAAGAAGGCGGCGGCGUCGUACGACGACCGCUCCAACUACAAGCCGCUGAGCUGGAGAUGCAAGUGCGGGGGCCCCUGAUGUUCCUUUUAUUUGGUUAUAUAUAGCUAGCGCUGCGGCAUGCACGCAGUCUCUUCGAUCGUGUGAUUUGCUAGUGAGUUUAAUGAGACUGAUGCUUAGCUAGUGUUUUGCCUGCCUGGUGUUAAGUUGGUGAUAUGCAUGGUUACGAAUUGAAUCAACGUUCCUCUUUGCUUU